AUGCAUAGCUAUAAUUUACAAGCUAAACUUACAAGUAGUAACUGGCACUUGAUGCUUAUUAAAGGACAUUGUGGUAUUGGCAAAUCAAAUAAGUUAGCAGAGAAAAUAAAAACACUAUGUCAUUCUGAUGGUUCUUCUGUUUUAAUUCUCAUCAUUUCCGACUGGCGUAGUCUAGUCUAUAGUCAAAAAGUUCUUUUCAAAGAGUUUAAGUCUUAUCUCGAACUGGAUAUAAAAAAGCUUAAUUCUAAAGAUACUCUAAAACUCAUUAUCAGUCCUGAAAGCAUUCACAAACUUGGAGCAACUGGCUAUGAUAUAAUUAUACUAGAUGAGUUUGAAACUAUCAUUCAGAAUUUUAGUAGACCUACUAUGAAAAAACUGAAGCUAAGCUAUAACAUAUAUAAAUCCUUACUUCAAUCUGCAUUAUUAAUAUUGGCUUUAGAUGCUACAUUAGAUUUAGACUCACUUCAUAUACGAGAUAAAUAUUAUGCUCUUAUAUAUAUUAAUACCAAAAAAUGGAAUGCUGAAUUAAUUGGAGCUCUGAAACAAGGAUUAAAAGUCUAUAUUCUAAUGUUUGCUAGUGCAGAAAUAGCAGAAGCUCUUUAUAAAGAAUUGGCAUCUCAUGGGUAUCAAGAUAAAUGUUUUUUCAAUGAGCUAUUAGAAACAAAGAAAAGAGACAUAUUUGCUAAUAUUAAUGAUGCAGUGGCAAAUCUCAAUUAUUUAAUAGCAACUCCAGUCAUAACUUGCAGUAUAAGUAUAAUAAUAGAAAACUUCGAUAUAAUGUUUGCAUAUUUUCGCACAUUAGCCAGUCUAACAAGCAAUGAAGCAUAUCAGAUGUUGCACUACAUUAAAAAGUUAAAUCAAAAUGUAGUGCAUGUUCUAACAGAUUUAUGUGGUGAUAAUUUGCUAACAGACUGUGAAGAUUUACUUCAUUUUAUUAGCUAUCGAUGUAAUGUCACAGAAUAUCCCAACUUAGAGGAAGCUCAUUAUAAUAAAACAUUUACUCUUGAUGGCAAAUGGAUUUUUAAACCAAAUGCAUCUUUAGAAACUCAUCUUUAUAAUGCAUCCUGCCAUAAUGCAUCUAGAAACGAUUUUGUAGAUUUAUUAGCUAACCGUCUUAGUGAAUGCAGUUAUGAUAUUUGUGUUGCUAAAAAUUGCCCUUCUAUUGAUUUAAAAAUCACAGAAAAUAAUAAAGGCAAAGAAUUGCUUUUAAAUGAUAUAGACCCAGCCUGGAGACUUGCUUUACAGAAAUACAAUCUAGCAUUUUUUUAUAAAAAGACUCCUGAAGAUAUAACUGAAAAUUUUGUAAAAAAAUAUUCUCAAAAAAAGAUGCAAAAUGUGUAUAGUGCAUUAGUUCAAGCUGUAAAUCCUCUUGAUAACUUACAUAAGAAUUAUAGAUUUAUGGUUAUUGGAAACUUAUGA
Molecule: messenger RNA, 1419 nt
Organism: Cetraspora pellucida
Lineage: Eukaryota; Fungi; Glomeromycota; Glomeromycetes; Diversisporales; Gigasporaceae
Source: the annotation of a GenBank genome assembly